This is a messenger RNA of Trypanosoma grayi, 384 nucleotides long. RefSeq lists its product as hypothetical. The annotation marks the transcript as partial. The transcript has a single exon. The record is from RefSeq and is a predicted model, not a curated record. NCBI's taxonomy places the organism in Eukaryota, Euglenozoa, Kinetoplastea, Trypanosomatida, Trypanosomatidae.
AUGCCUGUGCGCUGGAUUGCUAUGUGCGUGUGUGACAGACGAGUUGCUGGUGUGGCUGGCGCUAGUGGUUGGACUACAGUGGCGCUGUGUGGUGCUGGAGUAGUAUGGACUGCUGUGCCGUACCUGUGCUUCGUGUUGUUGUUGCGGUGCCGCGUUGGUCGCGCCUCCUUGCCGAUUGUGCUUGUGCGCUGGCCUGUUUAUGGCUCCCGCGUCUCCUUGCUGUGUGUGAGGCUCUGCACCUUGCCAGCUGCAUGCGUGCGGUUGUGCUUGCGAGCAUCACACGUGUGCACUACUCCCCCUCUCGCUCCUGUUUCUUGCUUUGCUUGCGGCAGAAAGGCACAAGCACCACAACAAGAAAGUAUUCUCACGGCGAUGCGCACAGCG